GUUUUGGCUCUUGCUGGAGCACUUCCUGACGCGGCUUUUCCUUACUGCAAUUCAUUGGGAUUGAGAACUUUGACCAAGGACUUGCCAGACGUGGUUGUUUCCCGUACAGCAAUGAAUACUCUUACUGUCGUUCACUAAUAGGAAUGACGAUUCUCGAGCGGUUGCUAAAGUUCCUGCAACGCCGAAGAACAUGCUUGUCAUUGUGGCCAUGAGCGCAAGCCAUUUCGUACUUGAGUGGCCUUCCCACUGUGAAGACGUGAAGAUUACUCCUCAUGACUCGAAUCGGCUUGGUGCUGACCUCUUCAAUUCCUCAAGCCUAACCUUCGUAGCGGAGAUCAUCAUUUUCUUCGCCGACUUGUGGGUGCACACGACCUUCUCGCUAUUGGCUAGUAAGGGCUAUAAGAACAAUCCAAAUCUACUCAAGAUCAUCUGGGCAAUUAUGAUCAUUCAGCAGGUCCAUUUUUGUUUCGGAUCCGCACCUACUACUGAGACCCGUUGGAUCCACGCAUCCAUCCUUUUAUCCGAGAUUCUGUCUAGUUCGUGGUUACUAGGAAAGCUAGAUGGACAGUCGACCAGCGUUGCUGCACUCUGCCCGCUCCUAAGAAGUCACGUUGAAGUGGUACACGGCGUCAGUCUAGCGUGUACAUGCGCUAUGUACAGUCUCUUUAUAUUGGUUGUAAUUGGUCAAUCGUCCAUACGUGCUGUUUUGGCACUCAUCAGAUGCCGGGAGAGUAUAUAAAUGAACCACUACGUGAUUUUUAUUGUGUCCAUGAAAAGAUUCGGGCUUACAGUAGGUGGCCAAGUAAAACUAAUGCUCACUG
This is a messenger RNA of Somion occarium, 821 nucleotides long. The record is from the annotation of a GenBank genome assembly. NCBI's taxonomy places the organism in Eukaryota, Fungi, Basidiomycota, Agaricomycetes, Polyporales, Cerrenaceae.